Peniophora sp. CBMAI 1063 is the source of this 924-nucleotide messenger RNA. The record is from the annotation of a GenBank genome assembly. Lineage: Eukaryota; Fungi; Basidiomycota; Agaricomycetes; Russulales; Peniophoraceae.
AUGAUGAUAUUGCCCUUCGAAUCGAACCUUAUCCUCCAGAGGAGGGUAGAUGUCAAAGCCACGCAAGAUACUCAUCUGCAUACGGCUUUCAACGGGGCGGGGUUUGAGAAAGGGACAAGCGUCAGUCGCCUAACUGGCCUUCGCCUGCUUGACCGCGGGCGAAGAGUAGGUCUAGAAGGCCCAUCAGCUAGUGAAUCAAAGGUUCACUCGCGGAGGGACUCAAUAGGGCAGACGGACUUCGGCGCCCACAGUGCCGAAUUGGUCUGCUUACAAGCAGUCUCGGACGCUUCAUCACGACCGAGCACCGCUUCCUACCUCGACCUUGCCUGCUCCCCGCAGACAUGGAAGAGCUCUCGGUAUGUAGAAUGCGCCCCACGUCGCAUUCAUUCAUCCCUCUAUCCGGACCAUCAGCUAUCGCCGCCACGGUGGCAUGCUGAUGUGUCUAUGGGGCAGGCUGCCAUCAAGGCUGGCUUGCUUAACCCACAAAUUAAUUACCCCAGAUCAUUACAGCAGCCGAAUAAUCCCUUUUCCCACGUAGGGCGUCCAUUUGACUGCGGACUUUCACGUUCAUUUGUAUACAUGUACUCGCGAUACUGCCAAUCCUAUCUGCGAGUCAUUGUCAUACUCGGGGUCCUCCCUCUUUCCACCGGUUUCCGCCCCGCUGUGCUGCCCGCGCUUGUCGCCGGCACCAGUGUCUUGCGUCCUCCUCAAGACCUAACGCGUCUGGGAGACGCCCCGAACAUUACGGCCGAUAAGGCCAUCCCUUCGACCUCGCACGCCUGUCAGAAGACUGGCCACUCUCUUCAAACCCUGUCCUCAUAUUAUCCUCCCCGGACCAUCGGCACCGCCAAUGAUGGCGGAAGCCGAUGGUCCAUAGGGCAGGCCGCCGUCGAGGCUGGCUUGCCCACUAAUAAAAUCAAAUAA